Molecule: messenger RNA, 705 nt
Organism: Diutina rugosa
Lineage: Eukaryota; Fungi; Ascomycota; Pichiomycetes; Serinales; Debaryomycetaceae
Exons: 1
Coding region: 1-705 (234 amino acids)
Source: RefSeq, a predicted model, not a curated record
AUGGUUUUGGGUUUCGGUGAACACAACAAGCACGACAGACGCGACAACGAUGACAACAACGACACCUUUGGCAGCUCGAGAUCGGACGGGUACUCGCUGAACCAAUCGGGCUACGGCAACACCGACUCCUACGGCUCGUCCAACAGAAACGAUGACUCGUACGGCUCGUCGAACAAGUUUGGCUCCAGCAACGAUGACUCCUACGGCUCGUCGAACAAGUUUGGCUCCAGCAACGAUGACUCCUACGGCUCGCUGAACAGAAGAGGCAACAACGACGACGACUCGUACGGCUCGCUGAACAGAAGAGGCAACAACAACGACGACUCGUACGGCUCGCUGAACUACGGGUCUGGCUCGUCGGACUCGUACGGCCUGUCCUCGAACAGAAGAGGCAACAACGAUGACUCCUACGGCGGCUCGCUGUCGUUCGGCUCUUCGGGCAACGAUGACUCCUACGGGUCGCUGAACUACGGCUCGUCCAACCGCAGAGGCAACAACGACGACUCGUACGGCGGUUCGUCGGACUCGUACGGUUCGUCGAACAGAAGAGGUGGCAACAGCGACCUGUACGGCAACGACGACUCGUACGGCUCGCUGAACAAGUUCGGCGGCUCGUCGUCGUCGUCGGGUGGCUACGGUGACGACUCGUACGGCUCGUCGGACAGACGUGGCGGCUCGUCGUACAACAACAAUGACGACUACUAG